AUGAACGAGCACAAACAAGUACUUGCGCAACAAUUAGACGAGCUUAUUCUUGAUCAUGAUCAAUUACAACAAUCAAGUGAAUCAUGCCAUUAUUUGUCCAUAACAAAAAUUGAUGAAUGGGAACAGGAAUCUAUUGUAAAGAUUCAUCAAAUGGCUGAUAAACUUCGACAGGAACUAAAAAUAAAAGUUGAAAAACAUAGAAAUCAAUUUUCACAACGAUUGAAACAAUUAUCGGAAGAAUUAAAAAAAACUCGAAGUGACAAUGACUUUAUGGAAAGCGAUUUACAGCAACUAUUGAAUAAAUUUAACAAACUUAAAAUUUAUGUGGCAUCUUCACCGACAAUUCAUUUUCAAGAUGAUAUAUUAAUUUCUAAAAUUUCUAUUUGGCAAAUACCAGAUGAUGUUUUUGACAUGUUUUCUGGGGACUUAACAAUCAAGAACGAUGGUCAAGUUGUUGAACAUGGUCCAUCAGUUUGUCAUGCAAGUAUUCGAGGAAGUGAUGAAUAUAGUUCAGGUCAACAUCGAUUCCUAUUCAAAAUUGAGUCUUACAAUAUUAAUAAAUGGAUCUUCUUCGGUGUUAUUUCACAUACAGCAAAAAUGCAAUCGAAUACUUGGGCAAUAUCAUCAAGCUAUGGAUGGGGAGGACAAGAUUGUACUAUUCUUAAUUGCGCAAUGCAUUCAGGUCUCGAUGGCUAUUCUUGUGACUUUGAACUGAACGAUAUUAUAGAAUUAUUAUUGGAUUGUGACAAUCGAAUCAUUCGACUGACAAAUCAACGUACACAACGUACACACACGAUGAAUAUUGAUCUUGUUAAAUGUCCUUUUCCUUGGCAUUUUCAUCUCAAUCUAUUCUAUCCAAAUGAUCGAGUACGCAUUUUAUGUAAGGAUAAUCGAUAG
This is a messenger RNA of Rotaria sp. Silwood2, 897 nucleotides long. Lineage: Eukaryota; Metazoa; Rotifera; Eurotatoria; Philodinida; Philodinidae. The record is from the annotation of a GenBank genome assembly.